AUGGACACAGAUUGGUGUAUUAUGUGUGAUUCUCAUUGCAAUACUUCCGUAAAAGAAUGUAAAAUGCAAGAUCGCUUAGAGGAAUCAGUUAGAACAAAGAAAUCACCGUCAAGCUACAAUUAUGAUGUAAUGAAGGCCUCAAAAUUAACAGCUUCUUCGAAAUUAUUGAAUCAACAACAUCAACAAUUCCUAUUUUAUCAUCGUUCUCCUAUUUCUCGUCACCAACAUUAUUAUUAUAAUAAAUCAGCAAAAAAAAUUAUUAACAACAAUCUUGUUGCAAUUAACAAUAAUCUUAACAAUGCCAAUACUAACAAUAUAUCAAGAUCUUUAUAUGUUUAA
Messenger RNA from Entrophospora sp. SA101, 339 nucleotides. The record is from the annotation of a GenBank genome assembly. NCBI's taxonomy places the organism in Eukaryota, Fungi, Glomeromycota, Glomeromycetes, Entrophosporales, Entrophosporaceae.